UUCCAGGAUGGAGAUAUGGUUAUUGGUGGACUUUUUAAUCUAUAUUACACACCAUCAGCUGUAGAGCAAGGAUUUACCAAGCUGCCUCAUUACAAACCUUGCACUGGUUUAGAUUUAAUGUCUUUAAAAAAUGCAUAUGCUAUGGUGUUUGCCUUGGAGGAAAUCAAUCGUAACAGCACCCUGCUACCAGGAGUAAAGCUUGGCUACCGUUUACUGGAUAGCUGUUUCAAUUCUCUCUGGGCUCUGCAAUCCGCUCUGUCACUGAUCGGAGGAGACGCACACAGCUGCAACUCAACAGCCUCAAAUAGUUCUGCAGCUUAUGAUCAACCUGGAGAGAAAGCAGGUGGUCAGUCUGUUCCUUUGCUUAUUGGUGCUGCGUCGUCAACAACAACCCUAAUUCUUUCCCGGAUCCUGGGGCCUCUCUCUAUCAGCUACUUGGCAAGCUGCCCCUGUCUUAGUGACAGAUACAAGUUUCCCAACGUCUUCAGAACAAUCCCCAGUGAUUUAUACCAAGCCAGGGCCAUGGCUCAACUGGCCAUUCGCUUCCGCUGGACUUGGAUAGGAGCCGUGGUUAUAAACAAUGAUUAUGGUAAUUUGGCGAUACAGACAUUUCAGAAAGAGACUCAGGGGAAAGGGGUUUGUUUGGAGUUCAUAGAGACUGUUGGCAGAGAAACUAUUUUAAUCGACGCCAGACGUGCAGCCCUCAAAAUCCAAGCUUCGACUGCGAAGGUCAUUCUGAUCUUUUGCUGGUAUACAGAUGUAAAGAAAGUAUUUCUGGAACUAGCAAAGAUACAUGUGACAGACAGACAGUUUCUCGCCAGUGAGGCUUGGAGCACAAGUGAUGAAAUUCUCAAAGAUCUUGCCAUCUCUAAAGUGGCCAGUGGUGUUCUUGGUGUGGCGAUUCGAAGUUCAAAAAUACCCGGAUUUGAAAACUAUCUCAGGAGUUUGAACCCAACUCGUCACCCUGAUGAUGAUUUCUUACGAGAAUUCUGGGAAAUGGAGUUUGGAUGCAGUCCAGGAGCUACACAAUCACAGGCAUCCCUUAUGAAAGCUUCACUUCCACCGUGCAGCGGCAGAGAGUCCCUGGAGGAAGUGCAGAAUCACUUCACUGACACCUCUCAGCUAAGGGUGGCAUAUAAUGUUUAUCUUGCUGUUUAUGCUGCAGCCCACGCCCUCCACAGCCUUCUGUCCUGCCCCAACAGAGACAGCUCAUCUGGAAGGAACUCCAGCUGCUCUUCUUCAAAACAGAUCAAACCCUUUGAGCUGUUGCAGAGUUUGAACAAAGUAAACGUCACCACACCACAAGGGGAAAUCUUUUAUUUCGAAGGUGCUGACAUCCCAGCAAAGUACGACCUUGUUAACUGGCAGAACACCCCUGAGGGGUCACUCAAACUUGUUUUGAUUGGUCGUGUUGACGGGUUUGACAUCAACCUUAUGAGUCACAUUGAGUGGAACUCAGUUCGACGAAUCACGGGCCUGUGUCAGUGUGCACUCGGGCCUGGUGCUGGAUUCCUUGGUAUGAAGUGGUUUGGUCCAGCCAACCAGGAGGAGGAGGUCUGCCUAUUCCUCCAUACAGCCAGGGCUGCUAGCGUGCCGCCUGCCCCUCCUUCGGUUGCCGCACCUCUGUAUGAGGAUGCCUUGUCGCUAGCGGCUUCGGCAAACCUCUCCAAUGAAGAGGUGGAGGACGAGGUCCCGCUCGAGGAGGCUUCCCUUUCCUCUGCUCAGGGUUCUCUGCAGGGCGUGAAGGACGACUCCAUGGCGGCCAUUAUUCGUACGGCCUCCCUGAUUUUGGCUUCUGAUGAGGCUCUAAGGCCUGAGGUCAGGUGCCCUCGGCCUCAGUGCAGGGUCACACACAAACAGCUCUGUGAGGCCUACGACGCAGCGGCACGCAUGGGUCGUAUCAGGAACUCCCUCUCCCAUCUGAUGCUGGCUGUCUCUACCUCUCUGCAGCAGGCUCUGGCUGAGCCUUCUUGCCAGGCAUCAGUGAUGCAUCACUGCGAACCUUUGCCCUAA
Molecule: messenger RNA, 2013 nt
Organism: Notothenia coriiceps (black rockcod)
Lineage: Eukaryota; Metazoa; Chordata; Actinopteri; Perciformes; Nototheniidae
Product: extracellular calcium-sensing receptor-like
Exons: 11
Coding region: 16-2013 (665 amino acids)
Biological process (GO): G protein-coupled receptor signaling pathway
Cellular component (GO): plasma membrane
Molecular function (GO): G protein-coupled receptor activity
Source: RefSeq, a predicted model, not a curated record